AUGUCGGUAAUCAACCUAUCUGCUGUUAUAAUUACUAUAACAUUAGAAUUUGAAUUUGAUCGGAAAACAACAAACCAAUUAUGUAGAAGAAUAAAGACAGGCCUGAAUCGAGAAGUUAUUAUUCAUGAAACAGAUAUAGAAUCAGCAUUGGACUUAUCUUCUUCAAUGCAAGUUGAAAUUCAUUAUGGUCCAUUUGCCAUCAAUUUAAAAGCUGGCUUUAGUUGUGAGUUAGAUGGAGGAUCGAUUGUAUGUGAAGCACCUUCUGCAACAAUCAAUCAUAUGUAUAAAAAAUUUACAAAUAAGAAAGGAACAGAAUAUUCAGGGAAUGUCAUAUUAGGAUUUGAUAAUUUAGAAGUGACAAAUGAAUUAUUGAAAGAUUGCACAAAUUGGGAUGGUGCUGGUGAAGGAUUUUUCUCAUCUUUCGCAUCAAGAUUCAAAUUAAUGUCAUGCCAUUUUGUGCAAAAGAUUGCAUAUUGUUAUUAUAUAGACUUUAAAGAUCAUCAACAAUUUAAAAUAUCAACUACUCACAUUAAAAUUCCUUGA
Entrophospora candida is the source of this 543-nucleotide messenger RNA. The record is from the annotation of a GenBank genome assembly. Lineage: Eukaryota; Fungi; Glomeromycota; Glomeromycetes; Entrophosporales; Entrophosporaceae.